AUGGCGCUCUUCGAGGGUGCGACCGGCGCCCCGCCUCCGACGCUCGGCGGGGGCGGGGGCGCGCUCAACCCCAUACCCAGCCUGGACAAUGUGGUCGUGGACCUGGGCGACGGCGGCGGCGCUGGGCAAGCGGCUGGCGUGGGUCUCGAUGCGGGGCAGGGGCACGACCGGCCGUACCGGUUCUCGUUCUAUUCGAACGCGCUGAGUGCGACGAUCCAUGCACGCAGCUUGUCGGAGCUGCCAGCCGAGGGACAGACAUUUGAGAAUUUGUUUGCGGGCGUGCAUGUGGAGGGAAAUACGUGGUGGCUGGAUGUACAGAAUCCGACAGACGAGGAGAUGAAGAUGCUGAGUAAGGUAUUUGGCAUCCAUCCACUCACGGCAGAAGACAUUCAGAUGGAAGAGACGCGGGAGAAGAUCGAGCUGUUUCGGAAUUAUUAUUUCGUGUGCUUUAGGAGUUUUGAACAGGACCCGUACAGUCCUACAUAUUUACAACCGCUCAAUAUGUAUGUCGUUGUGUUUAGAGAGGGUACACUAAGCUUUCACUUCCGACCAACACCCCAUCCGUCCAACGUCCGCCGACGAAUCAAGCAACUCAAGGACUAUAUCUCUGUCACAUCGGACUGGAUCUCCUAUGCCCUUAUUGACGAUAUCACCGAUGCAUUCGGACCGUUAAUCCAGAGCAUCGAGUACGAGGUAGAUAGUAUCGACGAGUUGGUAUUGAUCUUGAAGGAGGCUGAGCAGAGCGACAUGUUAAGGAGGAUUGGGACGUGCAGGAAGAAGGUGAUGGGUCUACUGCGGCUAAUGGGAAACAAAGCCGAUGUCGUCAAGGGUCUCGCGAAGAGGUGUAACGAGAACUGGAGGGUCGCACCUACGUCUGAUAUCGGCCUCUACUUAUCAGAUAUCCAGGACCAUUUGAUCACUAUGACCCAGAACUUGAACCACUACGAGAAAAUCCUCUCCCGGUCACACUCCAAUUAUCUCGCCCAGAUAUCCAUCGAGAUGACGGACGCCAAUAACCAAAUCAACGACGUUCUGAGCAAGCUGACGGCCCUGGGUACGGUGUUGAUUCCGAUGAAUCUCGUCACUGGUCUGUGGGGUAUGAACGUCCAUGUACCCGGUCAGGAUGUUCCUGGUUAUGCAUGGUUUUUGUCCAUCAUCGGUGCACUGGUUGCAUUCGCUGUCGUCGGCGGCUACUCCACAUACAAGCUUAUGGCGGGGCGAUAGCACUCGCAACUCCUGCAGUGUCACAAGUUACAACAGCGCCGGUCGAGGAAGAAUUGGAGAGACUUCCGGCGGCAUUGGUGCUACGAAACUGGAGGUGGGGAUGCUGCAUGAAUCGUCGGGACAUUUCCUGUCCGAUCCUUUGCAUAGGACCACGGCCAGGGGAGAUAUCUCGGGUUGCACGCUGCUGACGACUUUCACGUUACCGAUAGAAUGUCGUUUUGGUACGGCCUUUGCAUUUUCGCAUGAUAAUGAUACACCCUCACAUACCAUCCGC
This is a messenger RNA of Gloeophyllum trabeum ATCC 11539, 1498 nucleotides long. RefSeq names its product cora-domain-containing protein. Gene Ontology annotation, molecular function: magnesium ion transmembrane transporter activity. The coding region runs from base 1 to 1224 and encodes 407 amino acids. Gene Ontology annotation, cellular component: plasma membrane. NCBI's taxonomy places the organism in Eukaryota, Fungi, Basidiomycota, Agaricomycetes, Gloeophyllales, Gloeophyllaceae. The record is from RefSeq and is a predicted model, not a curated record. Gene Ontology annotation, biological process: magnesium ion transmembrane transport; intracellular magnesium ion homeostasis. The transcript has 9 exons.